GUGUGUGGAAUGUGGAAAGAGGUUCGGUCAUAGUUCCCAUCUACGUACCCAUCAAAAAACCCAUACCGGAGAGAAGCCACAUAAAUGCAUGGAAUGUGGGAAGAUGUUCAGCCAGAAUUCCCAUCUACGUAUCCAUCAAAAAACCCACAGUGGGGAGAAGCCACAUAAAUGCAUGGAAUGUGGAAAGAUGUUCAACCAGAGUUCCCAUCUACGUACCCAUCAAAAAACCCACAGUGGGGAGAAGCCAUAUAAAUGCAUGGAAUGUGGGAAGAGUUUCUCUCUUAAAGGUGGUUUAAAGUCGCAUCAAAGAACACACACGGGCGAGAAAGCGUAUCAGUGUAUGGAAUGUGGACGGAGCUACGUUAAUAAUGGAAGUCUUACUUUGCAUCAGAGAACUCACACAGGGGAGAAGCCAUACAAAUGCAUGGAAUGUGGAAAGGCCUUCUGUCAAAGUGGAGAUCUUCAUAUACAUCAAAGAAUUCACACAGGAGAGAAACCAUAUAAAUGCACAGAGUGUGGAAAGAGCUUCUCUUGCCACCUGUAUUUAUGGAGACAUCAAAAAAUCCACACUGGGGAGAAACCAUAUCACUGCAAGGAGUGUGGAAGAAGCUUCACUCAGAUAGCACACUUACGUAAUCAUCAAAGAAUCCACACUGGGGAGAAACCAUAUCACUGCAAGGACUGUGGCAGAAGCUUCACUCAGAAUGCACAAUUACAUAAACAUCAAAGAACCCAUACUGGGGAAAAGCCAUUCCAGUGCGUGGAAUGUGGAAAGAGUUUCACUCAGAGUGGCGAUCUGCGUUCACAUCAAAGGACCCACACAGGAGAGAAGCCAUACGAAUGCACUGAAUGUGGAAAGACAUUCAGUCUUAGACAUAGUCUAAAUUCACAUCGAAAAACGCACACAGGGGAGAAGUCCUAUAAAUGCACUGAAUGUGGAAAGACCUUUGCUUGGAGUAACAGUUUACGUUCACAUCGAAAAACCCAUACAGGAGAGAAGCCAUAUAAGUGCAUAGAAUGUGGGAAGACGUUCUCUCAUGGUUCGAAUUUACGUUUACAUCAAAGGACCCACACUGGAGAAAAGCCAUAUCAGUGUUUGGAAUGUGGAAAGCAUUUCAGACAGAGUGCACAUCUAUUAGUGCAUAAAAAAUCCCAUGCGGGAAAAUAACCAUUUAUAUAAACGAAAUGUGAGCCAGAAUGUGUGUUCAUUUGUUCAGUCGUCCCCGAAUCUUCGUGACCUCACGGACCAGCCCACACCAGAGCUCCCUGUCAGCCGUCACCACCCCCAGCUCCUUCAAGGUCAGUCCAGUCACUUCAAGGAUGCCAUCCAUCCAUCUUGCCCUUGGUCGUCCCCUCUUCCUUUUGCCUUCCACUUUCCCCAGCAUCAUUCCCUUCUCUAGGCUUUCCUGUCUCCUCAUGAUGUGGCCAAAGGACUUCAACUUUGUCUCUAGUCUCCUUCCCUCCAAUGAGCAGUCGGGCUUUAUUUCCUGGAGGAUGGACUGGUU
Molecule: messenger RNA, 1505 nt
Organism: Anolis sagrei ordinatus
Lineage: Eukaryota; Metazoa; Chordata; Lepidosauria; Squamata; Anolidae
Source: RefSeq, a predicted model, not a curated record